AUGGCAGACACGGCUGUUCAGAUGACUGGAGAGCUAAACAACAAUCAGUCCAGGACACCGGUGUCCACCAGGAUGUCCUUCCUAUCGCCCAGACGAGGAGCGACCAUGAGCUUCCACAACAUCAACUACAGCGUGAAGAUGAAGAGCGGCUUCCUGUUCAAGAGGAAGGUCACGCAGAAGAACAUCCUCAUCGAGCUCAAUGGUAUCAUGAGGUCGGGACUGAAUGCCAUAUUAGGACCCACUGGGAGCGGGAAAUCAUCGUUUCUGGACGUUCUGGCCGCUCGUAAGGAUCCUGCUGGUCUUUCUGGAGAGGUUCUAAUAGACGGAGCUCCACAGCCUCCAAACUUCAAAUGUCUGUCUGGAUACGUAGUGCAGGAUGACGUGGUCAUGGGGACACUGACCGUUCGGGAGAAUCUGCGUUUCUCAGCAGCUUUAAGGCUCCCGAAGUCGAUCAGUCAGCAAGAAAAAGAUGAAAAGAUUGAAACACUAAUUCAGGAGCUGGGAUUGAGCAAAGUGGCUGAUUCACGGGUGGGCACGCAGCUGAUUCGUGGUGUUUCAGGUGGAGAGAGAAAGAGGACAAGCAUCGGCAUGGAGCUGAUCAUUGAUCCACCGGUGCUUUUCCUGGACGAGCCGACCACCGGCCUGGACGCCAGUACAGCUAACUCCGUCCUCAUGCUGCUCAAGAAAAUGGCGAACAGCGGUCGCACCAUCAUCCUGUCCAUCCAUCAGCCGCGGUACUCCAUCUACCGGCUGUUCGACAGCCUCACACUGCUGGUGGGAGGAAGACUGGUGUAUCACGGCCCGGCUCAAGACACCCUGGACUACUUCAGUCAAAUCGGAUAUAUCUGUGAACCACUUAACAAUCCUGCUGAUUUCUUCCUGGAUGUCAUCAAUGGAGACUCCACUGCCGUCGCUCUCAACAAGUUAUACGACGAUGAGGAACUGGACGAGGAGCAGCGGAGAUCAUCUCUGAAGGGCAUCGCGAACCAUUUGGUGGAUGAAUACAAGAACAGCGCCAGCAACAAACAGACCAAAAGCGAGCUGGAUCUAAUUAUUCAGGGACAGGACUACAGCAAACAACCCAAAUCCAGAACCAUCACCUACAGCACAUCCUUCUGCCACCAGUUCAACUGGGUUCUCAAAAGAACCUUCAAGGACCUCAUGCUGAACCCACAGACCUCAUUCGUCCAGAUCGGGGUGAUGAUUAUCCUGGCUCUCGUUGUUGGAACCAUAUUUUUUGGAGUGAAGGAUAAUAUGAGUGGUAUUCAGAACAGGAUGGGUGCACUCUUCUUCAUCACCACAAAUCAGUGCUUCAGUUCAAUGUCCUCAGCUGAACUGUUUAUCACAGAGAGGAAACUGUUUGUGCACGAGUACAUCAGUGGAUACUACAGAGUCUCGGUGUACUUCUUGUCUAAGGUCCUGUCUGACAUCCUGACUCUGCGCACCAUCCCAUCCAUCAUCUUCAGCUGUGUCGUGUACUGGAUGAUCGGUCUGAAGGCAACGGCCGAGGCGUUCUUCAUCUUUCUCUUCUCCAUCGUUCUGGUGUCUUACACAGCCACCUCCAUGACUCUAGCCAUCUCCGCUGAUCAGACGGUGGUGGGCAUCGCUACCAUCGUGAUUAACAUGAUAUUUGUGUUCAUGAUGAUCUUCUCGGGGCUGCUGGUGAAUCUCCCCAGUGUUGCUGACUGGUUGAACUGGUUGAAGUAUCUCAGUAUUCCUCGCUAUGGUCUUGUUGCUGUGGAAAUCAAUGAGUUCACUGGCCUCACCCUGUGUGACAUGAAGAACACAAGUGGCCUAGAAAUACAAGUCUGCACGAAAGGUGAGGACUUUCUGAGUGAACAGGGCAUCCAUUACUCAACCUGGGGUUUGUGGCAGAAUCAUUUGGCUCUGGGAAUCAUGACCCUCAUCUUCCUCAUCAUCGCUUAUCUCAAACUGCGCUUCAUCAAGAAAUUCACCUAAACACAAGCUCAUGUUCUUAA
Carassius gibelio (silver crucian carp) is the source of this 1979-nucleotide messenger RNA. Its product is annotated as broad substrate specificity ATP-binding cassette transporter ABCG2-like. NCBI's taxonomy places the organism in Eukaryota, Metazoa, Chordata, Actinopteri, Cypriniformes, Cyprinidae. Gene Ontology annotation, cellular component: plasma membrane. Gene Ontology annotation, molecular function: ATP binding; ATP hydrolysis activity; ABC-type transporter activity. The transcript is spliced from 15 exons. The record is from RefSeq and is a predicted model, not a curated record. Bases 1 to 1959 code for a protein of 652 amino acids.